This is a messenger RNA of Etheostoma cragini (Arkansas darter), 2925 nucleotides long. RefSeq names its product tumor susceptibility gene 101 protein-like. The record is from RefSeq and is a predicted model, not a curated record. Gene Ontology annotation, cellular component: ESCRT I complex. Gene Ontology annotation, molecular function: ubiquitin binding. The transcript has 10 exons. Bases 377 to 1549 code for a protein of 390 amino acids. Lineage: Eukaryota; Metazoa; Chordata; Actinopteri; Perciformes; Percidae. Gene Ontology annotation, biological process: endosome to lysosome transport; protein transport; protein modification process.
GUCACACGUGGACCGGAAACAGUAAGGUGGAAUGCCGGAAAUUCUUUUUGUUGACCAUCGGAUAUUUUCUUUUUUGGCAUAUUUGAGUUCUGUUAAUUCACUGUUUUUUCUAUUCUUACUUAAUGUGUUGAAUCGUGGAGCGGUAACACCAUUAAUAAUAACAUUACCCGUGUUAGACAAGAGGGUUUCACAUAGGUGUUGCAUUAUUGUCUUAAUUGUAGUCGGGCCCGAGGUCGGGCUAAUUCUUAGCCUAGCAUCUAGUCCUGCUAGCUAGCGUUAGCUUGUGUUAGCUGUCAGUCUAGCUGGCUUAAAAGCCAGCCGUUCGCCCACUUAAUAACUCAUUAAUAAGAACUGUCAAAACAAAAACUCCAAAACCAUGGCAGUUGUCAACGAAGGUUCCCUUAAGAAAAUGCUGAAGCAAUACAAAUACAGAGAUCUGACUGUUCGUGAGAUAACCAAUGUCAUCUCCCAGUACAAGGACUUGAAGCCGCUUAUGGAUGCUUAUGUGUUUAAUGAUGGCUCCGCAAGAGACCUGAUGAGCUUAACAGGAACUGUCCCAGUGAGCUAUAGAGGCAAUGUCUACAACAUCCCAGUGUGUCUGUGGUUGCUGGACACAUAUCCCUACAACCCUCCCAUAUGUUUUGUCAAACCUACCAGUGCCAUGAUGAUCAAAACUGGCAAGCACAUCGAUGCCAACGGCAAGAUCUACCUGCCUUAUCUACAUGAGUGGAAGCAUCCUCAGUCCGACCUGUAUGGUCUGAUUCAGGUGAUGAUUGUGGUUUUUGGAGAGGAGCCUCCUGUGUUUUCGCGCCCCACCACACAAGCCCCCUACCAAGCGUUCCAAGCAGCUGGACCUCCUAACUCUUCCUACAUGCCUGGCAUGCCUGUGGUCUCACCCUAUGGCCCAAAUCCUAACCCAGGAGGCUACCCAGGAUACCAAUACCCAGGCGGCAACUCCUACCCAGCCAGUGCUGGACCUGCACACUACCCCACCCAGACUCCAGUUUCCACAGUGGGCCCAAGCAGAGAUGGCACCAUUGGCGAGGACACCAUUCGCGCUUCUCUGAUCUCAGCUGUGAGCGACAAGCUGCGCUGGAGAAUGAAGGAGGAGAUGGACAGAGCUCAGGCGGAGCUGGACGCCCUGAAGCGAACAGAGGAGGACCUGAAGAAAGGACAUCAGAAACUGGAGGAGAUGGUCUCAAGGCUGGACCAGGAAGUGUCCGAGGUUGACAGGAAUAUCGAGCUGCUGAAGAGAAAGGAUGAGGAGCUGAGUGAGGCCCUGGAGAAGAUGGAGAACCAAUCAGAGAACAAUGACAUUGACGACGUCAUCGUGCCCACAGCUCCGCUGUACAAACAGAUCCUGAACUUAUAUGCUGAAGAAAAUGCAAUUGAGGACACUAUCUUCUACCUGGGAGAGGCCCUCCGCAGGGGCGUCAUAGACCUGGAGGUUUUUCUUAAGCACGUACGCCUUCUGUCCAGGAAGCAGUUCCAGCUCCGUGCCCUCAUGCAGAAAGCCCGCAAGACUGCUGGCCUUAGUGACCUCUACUGACCCACGCUGACUACUUGGAAACCUUUAUCUUCAUAUUUUAAUGCUCUCUCACUCUCUUCUUCCUCCUCUGUUUUAUAACCUUUUUAAUGUCCUCUUGUAGCUGUCAUUUAUUUUUUUUGAAUCUCUAAACUAUCUGUUAUUGUAAGACAGACAUCUGUACAGCAACAAUCGAGAACCAUUAGAAAUGCAACAUUUAUGAAAUACUGGAUUGUCCAAUGUGGCCACAGUUCUCGCAGGACAUCAUUUGUAUUUUGAACUGACCAAAAAAGUCUUUGAGAUCAUUAUGCAUUAACAGCCAUAACCCAUGUGCAAGACAUGACACCCUUACUUUAGUGCGCCAAUAUUAAGUAAAAACCAUUUCAACUACAUUGUGAACCAGGUACUGCAGUUGACCCAAAAACGUGCUUAACACACACAUGCCAUAUUGGUAAAAGUGACCUGGGAGCCUGUUUUGUGUUUGCCCCUGAGUGUUUGUGGUGUAGCUGGUUUGGCGUACAGUGAGUUAACGUGUUGACCUGUAUGUGUUGCAAAACCCCUUUGCCAGACAAAGUCAUUUAGCUAGUAAGCACAAAUUUUUCGGGGCUUGUCAACAGGGGCUUUGUAGAAAGCCCCCAUUUGUCUACUGCCUUCAUAAUAUAAAAGGUUUGGCUCUGAUAUAAAUACCCAGGCCAACAUUUCUGGAAGGACGGGACGGGCGGGGUGGGGUUGAGCCUCAGGAUUUAAUGCUGUAUGAGGUCUGGGUCAUGUUCAGGAGUCAUGGAGUCAAAGGGAUCACCUUUCAAGUGGAGGUGAUGACGGACAUGAACUGGGUUUCUUCACUUUUGUUUGAGUCUUUAAAUGGGCUACAGUUUUGAGCUGCCCUGCCACUUGACCUAACUAUUAUAUUUGUUUCCUGUUACCCUGUGUCUCUGGACAAGGUGGUGGGGGAAGUUCUUUGUGUCAGCUGCUCAGGUCUGGAUGCAUUAACCUCUCAAUCAUGUACAGUGGUUGUUUCUCUUUCAAGUGGAUGACGGUCUUGACAUACUUUAUUUAAAAAGAAAUUGUAUUUUCUUUACUUUUCUGUUUUUUCUUGUGUUGUCCACUUAUUCCCAGUCCAGCUAAGAGGUUUAGGUUUCAGGAAACAUGAGGAAAAAGUUGUGAAUAAAUCCGGAGGGGGGGGGGGGGGAUGAAACAUAUUGUACUAAUCAAAAGUUAACUUAUGUAAAGUUUGCAAACAGGUCUCAUUUAAAUUAGCCUUUUACUAAAUGCACUUUGAAUUGUAUGAUAGAAUGUCUGCUGUUAUGUUUUUCUUGUUUCCAAUUCAACCGUAGAUCACCUGUUCUUUCAUAUCUGUAGAUUUAUGUAAAUCAAGUACAAAUAAAAGACAUUAGAUUUAA